Molecule: messenger RNA, 14916 nt
Organism: Fusarium poae
Lineage: Eukaryota; Fungi; Ascomycota; Sordariomycetes; Hypocreales; Nectriaceae
Exons: 1
Coding region: 1-14916 (4971 amino acids)
Molecular function (GO): catalytic activity; phosphopantetheine binding
Source: RefSeq, a predicted model, not a curated record
AUGAUCCGUGCAGCUUGGGCUUUGACAGUAUCUACCUACUCGGCAGCAGACAAUGUUGUCUUCUGGGAGACCGUGACGGGUCGUGAUGCUCCCGUCGAUGGAAUCGAGGACAUGGUCGGUGCUACAUUGGCCACUGUCCCGACCUGUGUGAGACUUGACCCUUCACAAAGGGGAGCCGACCUUCUCGAUACCGUCCAGUCUCAAUCCGCAGCAGUCAGGAUGCACCAGUUCGCAGGCAUCCAUCGAAUCAGUCGUAUAAACUCUGACACAGCUUUUGCUUGCGCCGCGCAGAAUCUCCUGGCCAUCAACUACGGGCCCCGGCAGUCGACAGACUCUUUCUGGUGCGAAGAGACCAACGAGAUGGCCGGUACCAACUUUUACUCUUACCCUCUCAUGCUCCCUUGCCACAUUGCGGAUGGCAAGCUUGAAACUGUUGUUCACUUUGACCCAAUCAUCUUUUCCGAGUCACAGAUGCAGCGCAUCAUGGAUCAGUUUGCACUGAUGUUGACGUCGGUCAAAUCUUCGGAGUUCAAGGAGGAGAAGCUCAGUGACCUUGACAUGAUCAGUGCUCGGGAUUACCAGGCGCUUUCUGAGAUGAGUCGGCUGGCACCACCAGCUAUGGAGAGGCUAGUGCACAACGUUAUCAAGGCCACUGGAGAAGCUCAAGCACAGAACAAGCUGGCUGUCUGCGCGUGGGACCAGAGCCUCACUUACUCGGAGCUGGACUCUCAGUCCACACGUCUUGCAUCCAUCCUCAUUGAAGCUGGUAUUGACGUCAAUUCUUUCGUCCCCUUUUGCAUGGAGAAGUCAUAUGUGGUCGUUGUAUCCAUGCUGGCCAUCCUCAAGGCAGGCGCUGCCUUUGUGCCAUUGGACUAUGCCCAUCCUGACGCCCGUAUCAGGGGUAUUCUUGACGAUGUCGAGGCCACCAUUAUCCUAUCUUCGCCCCAGUACGCCGAGCGCUUGACGAAGUUGGGAACAAAGGUCAUGCCUGUCUCACCUGCCUUGAUACAGAGCUCAUCAUCAGCUGAGUACCAUGUCGUCACUUUGUCUGCCAAGUCUCCAUGCUACUGUAUCUUCACAUCUGGUACGACCGGCAAGCCAAAGGGCACCAUCAUUGACCACUCUGCCUUAUGCACCGGAGCGACUGCGCAUGGAUCAGCCAUGGGGAUGAACGAGUCAUCUCGGGUCUUGCAGUUUGCCUCGCAUACCUUUGAUGCAAGUAUCAUGGAGACUCUCAGCACCCUGAUCCACGGUGGAACUGUCUGCGUGCCGUCUGAGGAUGAACGCAUGCACGACAUUGCAGGGGCCAUCAAUCGCAUGGGCGUUAAUUGGGCUCUGUUAACACCCUCUGUUGCCCAGCUGAUUGAGCCGUCUGCCGUUCCUGGACUCAAGACAUUGGUGCUCGGUGGAGAGGCUAUGUCUCGCUCGCAUGUCUCUGCCUGGGCGCCUUCUGUCCAGUUGAUGAACGCCUAUGGACCCAGCGAGACCUCUGUUGUCGCCACUGUUAACCCCAAUGUUACACUUUUCUCUAGCCCUUCCAACAUUGGCCGUGCUGUAGGAGGCCUCUGUUGGAUCGUGGAUGCUACUAAUCAAGACAGACUUGUACCUGUUGGCGUUGUCGGUGAACUUGUGAUAGAAGGCCCGAUUCUCGCACAAGGCUAUCUCAAUAACCCUGAGAAGACCGCUGAGUCUUUCAUCACCAACCCGCCAUGGUGCAGCAAGUUCACCAGCGAGACCUCCCCCAGCGAGCGCAGGUUCUACAGGACUGGAGACCUGGCUAAACUGGAGGAUGACGGAUCCAUCGAGUUCCAAGGGCGAAAGGAUAACCAAGUCAAGAUCAACGGUCAAAGACUUGAACUAUCUGAGAUCGAGCAUCACUUGAGCGUUAAUCCCGCCGUUCACUCUUGCCUAGCAUUCGUUCCGUCUUCUGGACCUUUCAAGAGCCGUCUUGUCUCUGUUCUUUCGCUCCAAUCCUCCUCUACCCUCAACGGAGAAAUCACUGGAGACGAAGAGAUGCGCAUCGUUGAAUUUGCGCCAUCUCAGUUGACAAGCAUUCGUGAUGCCCUCGCAAGACACCUGGCCGCUUACAUGAUCCCAUCUACAUGGAUCAUCGUCAACCAGAUUCCUCUACUGCCUUCCGGGAAGCUCGAUCGCCGACACACGACCAACUGGGUUGAGGCCAUGAAAUCCAAGCAGCAUCAGAAGGUUCUCAGCGCCCAAGACCAGGACCAGACAUCGGGUCUCACUCUGGAUCGUGACGCGACAAGCAUCGAGACCAAGCUUAGAGCUGCCUGGGCCAAGGUCCUCGGCAUCGCUAUUGAGAGCGUGCCAUUUACACGCUCGUUCAUCCGACUAGGAGGCGACUCCAUCUCAGCGAUGCAGCUCAUGGCUAUUUGCAGAUCUUCCAACAUGGCUGUUUCCGUCAGUCAGAUCAUGCGAAGCAAGUCCAUUGUGGAGCUUGCAUCGUGUGUCGCGGCUGUGGAGGAUGUUACACAGGAUAACGAAGAGGAGGACAAACCUUUCCCUCUUUCGCCCAUUCAGAAGGUGUACUUUGAGAGCAUGUUUGCUGGGUCUACUCAUUUCAACCAAAGUGUGCUUCUGGAGACGACUCGCAAGAUCUCAGCUGGGGAGUUGUCGGCUGCUUUGGAGACUGUCAUCAAGACGCAUAGCAUGUUACGUGCUCGCUUCUCUUGUGCUGAUGGUGUUUACUCCCAGCGUAUCACGUCCGAUACUGCUGGCUCUUACACUCUUGCAUCGAAUGUGGGAGUUGACCAGCUUGUUGUUUCUCGGUUGAUCGAAGAAAGCCAGAAGAGCUUGGACAUCUUCGAAGGGCCACUCCUCGCCGCCAACAUCAUCGAUAUAGAGGAUCCUUUCAACCAAGUUGUCUUCUUUGCCAUUCACCAUCUCGUCGUCGAUGUCGUCUCUUGGAACAUCAUCCUCCAGGACCUGGAGACACUGCUAUCAGCACCCGCCUCAGGCCUAGCCAAGCCACUUUCUUUCCAGACUUGGAACUCCCAGCAGCUGGAGGAGGCUCGCAACACCACGCUUGACAAGGUCUUCCACGACAUCCCUACGCCUUCACAGGAUCUCUCAUACUGGGGGAUGCAAUCUGUACCCAACCUCCACGGCGAUGCAGUCACAGAGACUGUAGAAAUGCCUGCCGACGAGCUAUUGGGCUCCUGCUAUGAGGCGCUCGACACUGAUGUUGUUGAUAUCUUGCUUACCUCUCUGCUCGCCUCGUUCCGUCAAACCUUUUCAGACCGGUCUUUUAUGCCGUCCAUCUUCAACGAGGGUCACGGUAGAGAGCCAUUGGACAACAAGUUAGACUUGUCACGCACCGUUGGCUGGUUCACCACUCUCUGCCCCGUCUACUUACCCGAGUCCAUGCCUGUAGAGCCCGAUCUCCUUGACAUGGUGCGUUGGGUACAGGACUUCAGACAGAGGAUUCCUGACAAGGGUCGCCCUUAUUUUGCGUGCCAGAUGCUGUCCGAUGCGACUCAGUCCCCAGAGUGGCCUGUUGAACUCGCUUUCAACUUCCUCGGUCAAACACAAAAGACGGAUUCUGAAGGCUCAGUGUUCAAGUCAUGUGGCAGCAUGUUUGACUCGGCAACUUCGGAGACAGACAUUGGAGCUGAUGUACCACGCCUCGCACUCAUCGAGAUCUCUGCUUCUCUCUGCGCCAGUACCCUGAGCUUCAGCUUUACCUUCAACCGCCAGAUGCAGCGCCAAUCUGGUAUUCACGACUGGGUUAUCAAUUUCUCCGAGUCCAUCCAGACGAUUGUCAAGAGGCUGUCUGCAGCUAGUCCUGAACAGCAAGCACCCGACAUUUCCCUUCUUCCGCCCGCUUUCAGUGCCGCAUCAAGGGUCGACACAAGACUUGCCGAACUCGGUAUCUCGUUCAGUGGCGAGGUCGAAGCUGCCUACCCUUGCUCCCCAGUCCAGCAGGGUAUUCUCUUGGCUCAGGUCAGGAGCCCUGAGUACUAUUCGUACUCUGUCUCAUUCACGGUGAACCCCACUCAACCUGGUCAUGCAGUGGACGUACAGCUACUAGUAGAUGCCUGGCAGUGCGUUAUACAGCACCAUUCUACUCUCCGGACUGUUUUUGUUGAUGGCCUGUUGGAGGAGGGCGGCAUCAACCAGGUUGUUCUACACAACCAUACUGCCGCCGUUUCUAUCUUGGACUGCUCCGACGAUGACCGGCUUCAGAAAAUAUCUGAUCGCUCGCCAUUGCCGGUCAUGAGCAACACACCGCCACACCAUCUCACUGUUUUCAAGACUGGAGACAAGGUCGACUGUGUUCUGGAGAUGAGCCACGCCAUAUCUGAUGGAACCUCUAUGCCAAUUCUGUUCCGUGACUUGGCCUUGGCUUACGAACAGUCGUUACCCUCCACACGCAUCUCUGUCUACAGGGAUUACGUCGCUCAUCUACAAGAACAGUCUUCUCAUGACGUCAAGUACUGGCAGGACUACUUGAGUGGAGCUGAGCCAUGCCAUCUACCCUCACUCUAUGGAAUCGCGCAGCCUAAGGUUCUGCGAUCUCUUGAUCAGCCUCUCUCCCAUGCAGCCGAUCUACAGACAUUCUGUACCGAGAGAGGCGUGACGCUUUCCAACCUUCUCCAGCUCAUCUGGGCCCUGGUUCUCCAAGCUUACACAGGCCUCGACGACGUGUGCUUCGGAUAUCUCGUUGCAGAGAGAGACGUCCCAGUUUCUGACAUGGACAAGGCAAUUGGCGUCUUCAUCAGCAUGCUUGUCUGUCGCGUGCGUUUCUCUCCAUCCUCCACCAUCGGAGACGUUCUCGGGGCUGUACAAGACGAUCUUAGUGAAGCCAUGAGCCACAGGAACGUUUCACUAGCCGACAUCCAGCGCGUGACUGGGUUAGCUAAUGAACCUCUUUUCAACACUGCAUACUCGUUCCAACGACGAUCCGUCAACAAGGUCAUGGCGACUGGGCCGCUAUCAUUCGAUGUCAGCGAUGCACAGGACCCCAAUGAGUACGACUUGACCGUCAACGCCGAAGUUUGGGACUCUACUGCGGAGCUACAGCUGUGCUACUGGACUGAUAAGGUAUCUGACUCACAAGCCAAGAACAUCGCAUGCACGUUUGAUCAGAUCUUGACUUCGAUCAUCUCAUCCGAUCCCUCUCUUCCAACAGACCAGCUUAAUAUUCUCAGCGACCAUUGUGCGCAGCAGCUGAUCUCUUGGAACGAAACCGAGCCAGAGUUUGUAGACCACUGCGUGCAUCAAGUCUUUGAGCGCAAUGCUCGGAAUCUGCCCUAUGCACCGGCUAUAGAGGCCUGGGAUGCUAGCUUCACUUACUGCGAGGUCGAUGCCGCGGCCUCUCAGCUUUCCCAGCACUUGGUGACUCUCGGUGUCACACCCGAGACGUACAUCCCUCUGUGCUUCGAAAAGUCGGCCUGGGCACCUAUCGCCAUGCUCGCAGUUCUCAAGGCCGGGGCGGCUUUCGUCCCCGUUGAUCCUAGCCACCCGCCUGAGCGAAUCAACUUCCUGGUCCAUAACAUCGAUGCCAAGCUCAUUCUUUGCUCAUCGUCCCUGGUGGAUACGUUUGCCAGCAUGGACAUCCCAGCCUUUGCUGUCGGCCACGAGACAGUCUCUUCACUGUUCGUCUCACCAAUCCCGCCUCCAGUCCAGGUCCAAACACACAACGCUGCGUAUGUCAUCUUCACGUCAGGAACGACUGGUUUACCCAAGGGAACUAUCAUUGAGCAUGCAGCCUUUACCACCGGUGUGACUGCUCAUACCCGAGCCAUUCAUAUGACCUCUUCCUCUCGCGUUCUACAAUUUGCGUCACACACUUUCGACGCCAGCAUCAUGGAGAUAUUGACUACCUUCCUCGUCGGUGGCUGUGUUUGCAUUCCCUCUGAUGAGGAGCGUUUAAACGACUUAGCUAGUUCCAUCGCCAAAUACGACAUCAACUGGGCCUUGCUGACGCCAUCUGUGGCAAAUGUGCUCAAGCCUGGUAGCGUUCCAGGCCUCAAGGUCCUCGUUACCGGUGGUGAGGCAAUGUCAAGAGACCACAUCACCAAGUGGUCAAGCCACGCUGCUCUUAUCAACGCCUACGGGCCUAGUGAGGCUUCAGUCAUUGCUGCAGCGCACACCAAGGUCGACCAUCAUGGUACUAUCGUGAAUCGAGAGCCUGCUACUAUCGGUCACGCUGUCGGGUGUCGUUCUUGGGUCGUCGAUUCACGCAACCACAACCGCCUCAUGCCCAUUGGAAGCAUUGGCGAGCUUCUUGUCGAAGGACCCAUCGUUGCAAGAGGAUAUCUGAACAACGAGACCAAGACAAGAGAGGCUUUCAUUGACCAUCCAUCGUGGCGCGCGAAUACCAGAAUUUCUGGUGAUCGUGUGGACAGGAUGUACAAAACUGGCGAUCUGGUUGUAUACAACUCUGACGGUUCCUUGAGUUAUGUCUCGCGCAAGGACACACAGAUCAAGCUCAACGGACAACGUAUUGAGCUUGGUGAGAUCGAACAUCACGUCAAGGUCAACUUGCCCGCCCAUUUCCAGUCUGCUGUAGAGUUGAUCUUACCUCAGAGUAAGACAUCCACCAAGGCACUGGCCGUGUUCUUCACCAGUGAUGAGCCAGUCCAAGCUGAUACGGCCGAUCUUCUCCUGCCCAUGUCAUCCACUUCCAUGGAAAUUUGCCAGUCACUCAAGACAGCCAUCGGCGCAGCUCUCCCAUCACACAUGUUGCCAACCGUGUACAUCCCAGUGGUCAAGCUGCCAUGGACCUUGGCGGGUAAGUUGGACCGUCACCGACUCAAAGCCAUUGCCCAGUCCAUUCCUCCUCAGCAGAUGGGUAGCUACAAGCUCGCUGGGUCCAGCAAGAGCCGAGCCCCAACUACCUUCAUGCAGCGCAAGUUGCAGAAGGUCUGGUCCAAGAUCCUGAAGAUGGCUCCGGACAGUAUCAGCAGAGAUGACAGCUUCUUCAGACUCGGUGGUGAUUCCGUCGGUGCCAUGAAGGUUGUUUCCGCCGCCAGGAUGGAAGAUAUUGUCCUUAGCGUCAUGGACAUCUUCAAAACUCCCGUCUUGUCGGAGCUGGCCACCUGUUGCGACAAUUCUGAUCACGCUGCCAUCACCAACGUCGAGCCCUUCUCACUGUUGCAUGAUGUCGCAUCUCCCUCUUUCCUCCUUGACGAGGUCGCCGAGUGCUGUGGUAUCCAGCCGAGCCAGAUACAAGAUUUGUACCCGUGCAGCUCCCUUCAAGAAGGUCUCGUGGCUUCCUCCAUGCAGAAGCCUGGUGCGUAUGUUGCCCGCUACGUCUUCGAGGUACCAUCCAGCAUAGAUAUCGAGGAUCUCAAGAUAGCAUGGCAGAGGACUAUCGAUCACGUUGAUAUUUUGAGAUCGCGUAUCGUGAACGCCAAGUCCCUCAAGUCCUACCAAGCUAUUCUUGCGCCACAUGAGAUCGACUGGGAGUGCUACAGCACCCUUGAAUCCAGUGCCCAUACCCGCCCUAUCCCCGAUCGCAAUGGAGGUGUACUAGCCCGCCAUGCCAUUGUCGACUCUUCGAGUGCCGACAUGCGCUACUUCGUAUGGACGGUGCACCACGCUCUAUACGACGCUUGGAGCAUGCCCUCCAUCCUCAAGCUCUUCUCCGACUUUUACCGCAGAAUGAGUACCCUCCCGCCAGUGGUUCCAUACGCCAACUUCGCCAACUUCGCCAAGUACUUGGCCGAAACUGAUGGUCAAGCCUCAGACGAGUUCUGGAAGGCCCGAUUCCAGGACGCCUCUCUUGUAUCGCAUUUCCCAACCACCAUUGCAACCGAUGAGGAGCCUUCGCAUGCCUUGCUGCACUAUACAGUACAGUACAGUAAGGAUUCUCUCGGCAUCGAUAUCACCAUCCCGACGAUCGUUCGCGCGGCUUGGGCGCUUCUCCUGGCGACUCAGACUGGCUCCGAUGAUGUCGGCUUCGGUGAGACAUUGUCCGGUCGCGACAUUGCUCUUGACCAUGUGGAAGACAUCCUCGGUCCAGCGCUUACCACAGUACCUUGGAGAGUCCAGAUAAAUCGAGGCGCUACAGUUGGCCACUUCCUAAGCACUCUUCACAAGCAGGCAGCGCAGGUCAUUCCCCAUCAGCACGCUGGUCUUCAGCACAUCAAGCGUCUUGGGCAGUCGAUCGCGGUUGCUUGCGACUUCAGGAACCUGCUUGUCAUUCAGUCCGGCGACUACGAUGAUUCAACGAAGGAUCAGGAGCUGCUACAAUUUUUUGACGAACAAGUCGAGCACAAGAGCUUCUUUACUUACCCCUUGGUUGUCGAAUGCUCCAUUGAAGCAAACAACUUGGUUUUGACGAUUCAUCAUGAUGAGACCGUCUUGACGAGCUGGCAGACAGAUCGUAUCGCUCAUCAAUUCGCCGCUCUUGUCGACCAGCUCAUUUGUUUUUCACGGGAGCCUGAUCGCAUGGUGUCUGAUCUUCAGCUGCAUAGUAAAGAGGAUGCCCAGAUGAUCAAAGAAUGGAACUCUCAGUCGCACAACACUCUGCCUGACACUAUCCCCAGCUUAUUCUGGCAGACGGUAGCUACUUACCCCAAUGCCCCCAGCAUCCGCGCCUGGGAUGGCCAUCUCACCUAUGAGUCCCUCGCACAACACGCUGGACACCUCGCCAAGCACCUUAUGCAGCAGGGUGUAGGAGCUGAGGUGAUGGUACCAUGUUGUAUGGACAAGUCUCUCUGGACUUCAGUCGCAAUGCUCGCUGUCAUUCUUGCAGGCGGUGCCAUCGUUCCUUUGGACCCCGCUCAUCCUCCUGCUCGUCACGCAGACAUCGCCCGCGAAUGCAACGCCCGUAUUGCAUUGUGCUCGCCGCAGUAUCAAGACCGCUUCGUUGGUUUUACUGAUACUGUCAUCAAUGUCGACGAAAGCUUGUUUAACGCCCGUCAGCAUGUCAUAUUGAAAGACCUUCCAACUGUCGUAGCUGAGGAUGCCGCUUUUGUCAUAUACACUUCCGGUAGCACUGGAAAGGCCAAGGGCGUUGUCAUUGAGCAUGCCUCACUCAUCGCCAGCUGCAGAGCCUACACUCAACGCAUGCAUCUCACGCCAACUUCGAGCGUGUUCCACUUUACAUCCUAUGCCUUCGACAUCGCCAUGGGAGAGAUGUUCGGUGCAUUGACUACCGGCGCUUGUCUCUGCGUUCCUAGCGAAGACAUGAGGAUGACCGACUUGCCAGGCGCCAUGAACUCUCUUGGUGCUACAUGGGCCUUCUUGACGCCUUCACUCGCCAACAUGCAAGAUCCUUCCAAGUUUACGACAUUCCAGACACUUGUCUGUGGAGGUGAGGCCAUGACAGCCGAGACUAUCUCCAAAUGGGCGAACAAGGUUGAGUUGAUAAACGGUUAUGGGCCUGCUGAGUGUACUGUUUUUGCGGUUGCCAACGCCCACGUCUCUGUCGACAAAGAUCACACCAACAUCGGUCGAGCGAUGGACGGUUGCCAUACGUGGAUCGUCGACCCCAGGGAUCACAAUCGUCUGGCUCCUGUGGGUUGCGAAGGCGAACUGCUCAUCAGUGGUCCUAUCGUUUCUCGCGGUUACCUCAACGACGAUGGCAAGACAGCACAAGCAUUCAUCAAGGACCCGGCUUGGAUGCACUACUUCACUCAGAAGACCGUUCGUCUAUACAGGACAGGCGACUUGGUCAAAUAUCGCCCAGAUGGAAGCAUGACGUACAUUGGUCGCAAGGAUAACCAGGUCAAGCUUCACGGUCAGCGCAUGGAGCUCGGCGAGAUCGAAGCCUGCCUUGAGUCUGAUGCACGCCUUCGCAAUACUCUCGUCUCACUGCCAAAGUCUGGUAUCUUCAAGGGCCGACUGGUAGCCAUUGUCUCUUUCAAGGACUCCAAGUUGGAGAACCCAGGCCUUGCAACUUCGCAUUUCACUCCUGUUUCCGAUUCUGACAUGGAAGCUGCUCGCCUGCAGAUUUCUGAGUUGAGGCACACUCUAUCUGAGACCCUUCCACCUUACAUGAUGCCCUCUUCAUGGCUCGUGGUUAGCGCCAUUCCUUUGCUACUGUCUGGCAAGCUUGAUAGGGUUAUUUGCCAGAGAUGGCUUGCCGGCAUGGACGUGGAGGUACCCGAGUUUCUAAUUGACGGUGGUCUCAGCCAGGAUAUUGUAGUGUCCAACACCACAGAGAUUGGACGUCUACUACAACAUAUCUGGGCUUCAGUUCUUCGCACUCCAGAAGAUAUGACACCCACCAACCGUUCUUUCAUUUCUCUCGGUGGUGAUUCCAUCAUGGCCAUGCAAAUCAUGUCUCGCUGCCGCGACCACUCCAUCAAACUGACCAUGCGAGACAUCAUGAGCGGCAAGUCCAUCACCAAGUUAGCUUCCCUCAUCGAGACGGAAGAUUGGCGUACACAGAGCGGCAUUUUGGAUGACGAGGACGACAACGACCAGCCAUUUGCCCUAUCGCCGAUCCAGCAGCUCUUCUUUAACAAUAGUUCCAACAAGGACCGCGGAGACCGCUUCAACCAGAGCCAGCUCUUUUCUAUCCAUGGCUCCAUCAACACAUCCAGCUUUGCACAAGCCAUUCAUGCUCUUGUGCAGAGACAUCCUAUGCUCUGCGCCCGCUUCAGCAAAUCCACCGAUGGACGAUGGACACAACAGAUUGCAUCAGAUAUCCAAGAUGCUUACGGCUUACACUUCCACGACGUCAACACCACAUCCGAGAUGGUUCAGCUCAUUGCUUCAAGUCAAAAGAGCAUCGACAUUUCCGGUCCUGUCUUUAUCGUCGACCAGUUUAGAAUGCCUGAUGGAUCUCGAGCUGUCUCACUCAUAGCCCACCAUCUCGUCAUCGACGUUGUGUCCUGGAUCAACAUCGCUCAAGACCUGAAGAUAUUACUCUCAUCCUCUCCUUCUCUAUUGCCCAAACCCCUCUCGUUCCGACAAUGGAACAUCGCACAGAUCGAGCACGCCAAGUCGCUUGAGAGGCAAGGUGAAGCAGUACUUCCAUUUGUUGUGCAACCCGCAGAUCUGGACUUCUGGGGAAUGUCGAACGCCUCCAACAACUACUCCCAAGUCACUCAGCAGUCAUUUUCCUUUUCCGAUGCCACCAUCUUCUCCAUGUUGAUGAGCGACUCCCAUACAGCUCUCAGAACUGAACCUCUCGAUCUCUUCAUCUCAUCUCUGCUCCAGUCGUUCGGGCAGUGUUUCCCAGACCGUGAGCUCCCAACAUUGUUCAACGAAGGUCACGGUCGCGAACCAUGGGACGACACCAUUGAUCUAUCUGAAACUGUCGGAUGGUUCACUUCCCUUUGCCCUAUCCACGUAUCUCAACACAACGUCGACCCUACCGACACUAUCGACUAUGUUCGCAAGGUCAAGGACUUGCGACGUAGCAUCCCCAACAACGGUCGUCCAUACUUUGCUCAGCGCUACCUUAACGAGUCGGGUAAGCUCCAUCUCGACAAGCAUGAACCCAUCGAGGUCCUAUUGAACUUCCUUGGCCGCUCUCAACAGAGUGGCGAACAAGAUACUGUAUUACGCUCUUUCGACUUGUCGUUGAGCGAGGAAGACAUGAAGGCCAUUUCAGAUGUCGGACCCGACACUCGACGUAUGGCUCUCUUUGAGAUCUCCAUUGCUAUUCUCGAUGAGGGCAUCCGAUUCACCUUUAUGUACAACAAGCACAUGCUACAUCAAGACCUCAUUCAGAAAUGGGUCAUCACCUGCAAGGACAGUCUCACCAACAUGGCAAAGGAGCUCAGCACAGCUCCAUCCUUCCCUACCCUCAGCGACUUCCCUCUCAUGCCCUUGGACUACGCCGGGCUUCAAGAGAUAGUCGACAAGUCCCUACCUGCCGCUCAUAUUCGUUACGAUGAAGUCGAGGACAUGUAUCCAUGCUCGCCAAUGCAGAAGGGUAUCAUACUCAGUCAACUACUUGAUCCCACGCAGUAUCUGUUCCACGCUGUCCUUGAGGUAUCCUCUCCCAUUGGCGCAACUAUUGAUGCUGCACAGCUGGCUUCGGCUUGCUCGGUAGUUGUUGAGCGUCACGCCGCACUACGCACCAUCUUCAUUGAAAGUGUUCACCGUGGCGGCUCUUUCGAUCAAGUCGUUACACAUCCUCGCAAAACCCGAAUCAGUACGAUCAAGUGUCGUGAGAUAGAUGUCAUGGCAAAGCUGAACACCAGAUCGCUCGGAAAGACGAACAAGAAACAUGGACAGCCCACACUUCCCUAUCAGAUCACCAUUUGCGAGACACCGCAGUGCAAGGUCUUUAUCAAGCUUGAGAUGAACCACGCUGUCACAGAUGGUGCUUCCACGCUGAUUAUCCUGCGCGACAUCUCAAGCGCGUACACCAACAGCUUGCCGCCCACAAAGGCCCCAUCCUACAAGGAGUACAUCAAGUACAUCUCCAACCAAUCCCUUGAUUCGAGUCUCAUCUACUGGAAGAGCUAUCUCUCUGGCGCUCGCUUCACCGAAUUCCCGACCAUGAACUCGGAUCACAUAGCAGCUAGAAGUCUCGGCUCCGUUACCAUCGACUUUGACCGGUUCACCGAACUACAUUCUCUCGGCUUGGAGUUCGGCGUGACAUUAUCUAACAUGAUUAUGGUCGCAUGGGCACUGGUUCUUCGGAAAUACACCAAUUCCCAGGACGUUUGCUUCGGAUACUUGGCAUCCGGUCGUGACGCUCGUAUUGACGGAGUUGCUGAUAUUGUUGGACCUUUGAUCAACAUGCUCGUGUUCCGCUUCAAAUUCACACACGGCAUACUUCUCAAGCGACUCUUCCUCGGUGCCCAAGAAGAUUACGUCAACAGUCUGCCACAUCAGCAUUUCUCUCUUGCCCAUGUUACUCAUGCGCUGGGACAGGCGAAGCGUGGCUUCUUUAACACAGCUGUAUCCAUCCAAAACGCCGGUUCAUCUGAAGACUCAGAUCUCGGCGCCCUUACAUACGAGCCGGUAGAUGCCUUUGAUCCCAGUGAAUAUGCCGUUACACUCAACGCAAACACCACUCGCGGCGAUGAAGGCAUUGUGUUCCGAUACUGGACCAGCAUUCUUUCCCACAUGCAAGCUAAGGACCUUGCAUAUAUCAUGUCCGAGGUACUCAGCGACAUCAUCGAUCACAGUGAGGAGGCCCUGUCGCACUUGCGGGUGUCGCAGGAUUCAUCUCUAUCUACCCACGUCACUACAUCUGAGGUAGACGGCUGGACAUUCCAGCACGACCAUAUGCAACACGCCGCUACAACCCCAACCUUGACAGUCAGCAGCUACUCAACAGGUCCUGAUCCCACCCUCUUCUCUCCCUCGGCCUCUUGGGGUACUCUGACCAAGGAUCGCUUCCAGGAGAAGCUAUCAGCAUUGUGGAAAGAUCAUCUUGACAUUGACACGACUGAUAUCACAUACGAGGGCAGCUUCUUUGAGUACGGUGGUGACUCCAUUAUUGCCAUGGCCAUGGUCGGGGACGCCAGAGACCACGGCCUCCCUCUCACUGUAGCCGAUAUCUUCAAGAACCCAACAUUCGGCUCCAUGCUUAAGGUCCUGAGAGACAAGUCAUACAAAGACGGCGAUAUAGCAUCUACCAACGACGACACUUCCUUAAUGGACUGCAAGAAGGAUGGCAUUAUCAUGGAGGAGUAUGUCUACCAACCGCUUUCUCUUCUUGGACAGCAGGAUCCCGAACGAUUCGUCCGAGACACUGUUUGUCCUCUUAUCGGCGUUUCUCGCGCCAGUAUCAUUGAUGUCCUCCCAACAACCGACUUCCAAGCCCAAGCCGUUCAAGGCAGCCUGCUAGACUCACGAUGGAUGUUGAACCACUUUUACCUUGAUGGAUCCGGGUCACUGGACGUUGCCCUUCUACAGGAAAGUAUCACAAACGUCACUGCCGCUUUCGAUAUCCUCCGCACCGUCUUCGUUCCCUAUCAGGCGACUUACGUACAAGUUAUCCUCCGCCACGUACAGCCUGAUGUCACCAUUCAAGACGUCGACGAUAUCGAGCAGUUCACCUCUGAGCUUGAAUCAGACCAUCUUCGCCAACCUGCACGUCCUGAGCGACCCUCUCUCCGCUUUGUCGUUGCACGACACAACUCUUCUCAAGCACACAGGAUCUUCAUCAGAUUAUCCCACGCCCUAUACGACGGUGUCUGCUUCCCAGCUAUUCUCAACGCCUUGAAGGCAUCUUACGAGGGAGAACCCAUCAUUACCACACCCUCAUAUGCGACAUACAUCUGCGGCGUGAGGGGCAGGGCCAGAUCCGAACAAUACACAUACUGGCGAUCUCUCCUCAAGCACUCCACUCCAACAGACAUCAUCCCUCGACAAAUCGGUGCAAUGCGCACAACUCCUACUCAAGUCUUGAAGAGGGUUGUAGCUACACCCUCUCUCGCGGCUUACAACAUCACCGCCGCUACUGUCGUCAAGGCAGCUUGGGCCACAGUCCUUACCAAAGCCACUGGAAAGUCAGACGUUGUGUUUGGUCAUCUCAUCAGUGGACGCAAUGUACGCCACGUCCCUGGUAUUGAAGCCGUCGUCGGUCCUUGCUUGAACGUAGUUCCCGUGCGCGUGACUUACCAAACCUCCUGGACCGUACUCGAUCUUCUCCGAUAUAUUCAACAUCAACAAGUGGACAACAUGCCGUAUGAAUCACUUGGCUUCAGGGAGAUUAUCAGGAACUGCACUAAUUGGAAUGACGAUGGAGCAAUGGGCUUUUCUACCAUGGUUCAGCAUCAGAGCAUGGCUCAAACAGAUAGCCUGUCCAUUGCAGACAACACGUACAAUGUUGGUGUGAUCACUUCGCAGGAGGAUACUGCCGACUUUAGCGUCGUCACUACACCGCAGGACUCGAACAGUACUGAAGUCUGUUUCUUGUACCCUAAGGGUGGACAUGUGGGCAUGGACUUUGCUGAGCAAUUAUUUGAUGCUCUCUGCGAUACCAUCGCGGAUUUCUCAAAGAACGUUAAUGUUCUUGUUGUAUUCUAG